UUUUUUUUUUUGCCUUGUAUUAGUUUGCUAAUGCUAGUUCUAUUAUGAAAAUGUUAAUUCUGUUUUAGGCGUUUAUAGUUCAGUUACUUGGUUUGGCUUAUUACUCCAUUGUGGUGCAUAAUUUAUUUAAGUUUGAGAUGGAAAGGGUAUCAAUUUCUACCUGGUAAGGAGAUUCACAUCACAUUUCAUUUUUCAGAAAUAUAUUAUACCGAAAAUAGUAGAUAAGUUCUUAGUUUGAGCUCAACAAUGAAUUCAGUCCAGAAGGUGUGGAAUAGGGAGUAAAUGCUGAUGGGAUCUCUAAGUAGUUGAAGGGAAAUAGACAAUUGUAGACUGCCAGUAUAUCUCAAACUGACCAUAUUUGGUUUGGAUUUAUCACUAAUGAUGAUAUCCGUGAAAAAUCCGUUUCAAGAUGUGAUUAGCCAUGAGUUUGAUCACUCUGAGUCUGCGCAAGAAUUUUGGACUCAUUAAUAUUGAUAUGCUAUUUAAUUUUCCAGCAUAUGUCACUUUUCGUGAUCUUUAAGCAUGAAUAUUAAACUUUUUUGACAGGAAAUGAGACCGAAAAUAUUUGAUGGUGUCAGCAUCUUUUAAAAUAAACUGAUGUUGGAGAAAUAUAUAAUGUAUUUUGUUGAAGGUGACUUAAGAGUUUAUUCCUUUUAUGACUUGCUCAGGUGACUGUGCUAUGAAAGUGUAAUAUUAACCAAUAAAUGACGUAUAGUGUCUUAGACCCGUAUGCUCAUGCGAUAUUAUAAGGAUGGUGAUAUUUGCACUCCAGUUAUUACUUUCUGCACACCACGAACACAUUAAUUAACAUGAUGAUAAUUUCUUCUCAUAAAAAAGUAGACUAUGAUACGGAGUGCACGAUGUAAAUUUUGCAGCAAAAUCAAUCGCCGUAUCAGGAUGUUUCAUGAGUUCACUUUAACCUCGGCUUUUGAUAUAUUUGUUGCGAUUGCAAAUUAGCUAAAGAAAUGCCAUGAAUCUGAUGAUUUUUCUUUACGUGUUUCAAUCAAGUUGAAUUUUUGCUGUUGACAAGGUAUUCAUGUUUAGGUGUCAGUAACUAUUAUGAAAUGUGAAUGAUGCAGAGAGGCGUUGAAGGUUUGAUUAGGUACCUUAGCAGGAAUAAUCAACAAGGGUACCAGUAGACAUUAGAGCUGCUUACCAUACUAAAAAGCAAUUCGCAUUUGGUUUUAUUCAUAUUUGUGAUUGCAAAUGGCAAGUUCUGGAUCACUGGUACUUAUGUUUGGUUUGCGUGUUUAUAGGCGGGAACUGUCGAAGUCGUAUGAUGGAAAAUCAAAAUCAAUUUGGUAUUUGGCUGAGAAAGGGCCCAGGGAACUGAAACUGGAUAAAGGGGAGUAUGCUGUGAACAAGUUGCAGAGGUUCAUUCUAUCCCACAUAUGGAACACGAGCAAGAAAUCAGCAGCACCGUAUGGCGGCUCUGGUGUUGCUCACCUAAUUUCCAUGCCAUCCUUGCCGUUGCUGAUCACGAGCAGAUCAGCAACAGGGGCAGAAACAAACAUAUUGAAGGAGAAUGAAUCUUCUCACAAACCAGAGGACAAGAGAGUUUCAAAGAUUAAGUUUCUUCUGGCAGGAAGAAAGAGAAAGAGAUUGUUAGCACGAAGAUUGGGGAUCUCCAUGCCCAGAAUUCGUCAAUUGGACAGUCAACUAACGAGCCACUGCACUAUCACCACAAUGUCUCAGGCGACCUAUCAUGGGUGGCUGCGAAUCUCCGGCGAGGACAAUGCCGGGGACCAGAAUGGGAAGGAAUCGUGCACGAUCUUGAUUCUCUUUUCCGGAAUACUUUAUGUAGCAGUCAAGGCAGUCAGGUUGGCAGAUUGUGGCAAACCAAACCCUCUGCCGAAGCACUCUUGACUGCUUCACUUCACUCGAACCAUCCCUGCCGAUGAGGUGAGCAAACCUCAUUUCAGGCGGCGUCUGGCAGCGGAAUGAAUGGGUCCGGCGACGCACGGCAAGGGAAUGGCAUCGAGUCGUGAUGCUCUCCUCCACCGGAGAGAGUAAUCAAGAUGAUCAUAUGGGAGAGGCAGCGGGCAAAAUAACCCGCUGCAGCUCUCUUGUUUGUCUGCAUCUUGAUGUUGCCACAUGUUUUGGCAAAGGAAGGAUGUGUAGAGAAAAAGCUUUUUCUUGAUAACAUCUUUGCUAAAACUGGGCGGUGGCAUAGCUUACUUACUGUUGUUGGACAGAAGAGAAGACAAGUUGUUCAUAGGAUGAAGAUUUAUAGAAUGUGGUUUAUUUUAGAAUCAUUUUCAUCCCUGUCUUAUUACUUAGGUUGCUAUUCCAGAAUUGUAUUUUAUUCUUUGUUCCCAAGCUUUUUAAUGAAAAGCAUGACAUCGUUUUAGUAAUAAAAAGAAGUGUUGUAAACCUAAA
Molecule: messenger RNA, 2379 nt
Organism: Sesamum indicum (sesame)
Lineage: Eukaryota; Viridiplantae; Streptophyta; Magnoliopsida; Lamiales; Pedaliaceae
Source: RefSeq, a predicted model, not a curated record